Molecule: messenger RNA, 465 nt
Organism: Aureobasidium uvarum
Lineage: Eukaryota; Fungi; Ascomycota; Dothideomycetes; Dothideales; Saccotheciaceae
Source: the annotation of a GenBank genome assembly
AUGGUCUACACACUCGUCGUCCACCUCUACGCAAAAGAGGACCAAGAGUCCAUCAACAAGUUGAUCGCAAAAUUGCAAGAAGCUUCUCAAGUCUACACAAACGACAAGGAGUGCUUGGGUUGGUUCGUCAUGCAAGACACAAAGGACCCCCGCGCCUUCACCAUCGUCGAGCGCUAUGCUCAUGAAAGCGUAAGUCCUUUUCCCUCUGCCUCCUCCCUUUUCCUAUUUCCAUCCACCCUUCCAUCUACAUCAUCCGCUAACACACUUGCCUCUCUUCCUAGUNCCCAAAAAUACCACCUCGAAAACCCUUACUGGCAGACUUUUGACAAAUACGUCAUCCCCUUGUUGGCANAGGACAUGGAUCUCCGCCGCUUGAACGAGCUGGUCGACGAAAAGUCCGAGCAGGUUCGCGUGGAGCAGGAUCCAAAGCUUUGGGACGAGGUCAAGAAGUAUCAGACCUAUUAG